This is a messenger RNA of Macrosiphum euphorbiae (potato aphid), 303 nucleotides long. Lineage: Eukaryota; Metazoa; Arthropoda; Insecta; Hemiptera; Aphididae. The record is from the annotation of a GenBank genome assembly.
AUGAGUUACUUCGUAGAAACUUAUUUGGAUAACGACGUUAGUAUAUUUAGUCGUAGCAUGUGGAACCACUACGAAACAGACCAUACGAGGACAAUUAACCACCUCGAGGGUCGGCAUGCAACUCUUAACAGGACUAUAUGUCGACCACACCCAAACAUUUUUAUUUUAAUCAAAGAAUUAAAAAACCAGCAGCAAAACUUUGAACUUGAUAUUAUUACUCAAAAAAAAUGUAACCAAGCUCCGAAAAUGAGGAAAAAGUACAAAACUUUAGAAGACCGAUUAAAAACGGGAAAAGAGCGGUAA